Molecule: messenger RNA, 1848 nt
Organism: Chiloscyllium plagiosum (whitespotted bambooshark)
Lineage: Eukaryota; Metazoa; Chordata; Chondrichthyes; Orectolobiformes; Hemiscylliidae
Source: RefSeq, a predicted model, not a curated record
AUGGCUUUGAUGUUUCCUCUUUGUGUGGCUUUCCUUGUCAGUUUGCAACAAAUGGGUGCUCAGUCCACCAAGAAAGGAGAAAGUCUGAUUGCUAAGCAGGUCAAUUGUAUUUAUCACAAUAUGGAGUAUGUAAACUGCACAUGGAAAUUGAAGGAAGGGACUGCACCUGAUGUUAAUAACACAUUUUAUUAUGGGUUUGCAAAGUCUAACUUCCACAGAAAGUUCUGCAGUUUGAAUAAAGAGAACCAAAGUUGUGGAUUGAAAAAGAGAAAGAAAGCACAGAAGUGGUUGUGGUUAUAUAUAACAACUCUGAACAAUUCCAUGCUGCUGGCAGUGGAUAGCUUCCGACUUCAGAACCAUGGACCACAUAGAUUGAUCAAUAAAGAAACAAACACUUCCAAUUUGAAUUGUACAUAUUAUGAUGAUGGAAAUCUCAGUUGUAUGUGGAUACAAGACAAAGAUACAAUGUAUACUAGCGAAUAUGAAGUUAAUUACAUGUUCUCAGAAACUCCCUUGCAUAUGAAACAAUGCAGCAGAUACUUGCAGAUCAAUAGAUUCAAUGGUGGCUGCCUUUUGUUUGAGGAUUCAAACAUUUUUACAUCCAACUGGCUCUAUGUAUACAUCACUGACGUCAACAAUUACACCAUUGUGAAACCAUAUACAUUUAUGCUUGUAGAAGAAGUUAAACUGAAUCCACCCCAAAACCUGAGUGCUAAACUUAUUGGAAAGGAGGAGAUUUUGUUGACCUGGGAUUUACCAAAAAGCCAGAAGCGAGAGUGGCUUCAGUAUGCAAUAAAAUACAAAAGCAACAUGGACUCAAAAUGGAAGGUCGAAGAAUUUAAAAGACAAUCUUUUACCUUGGCAAGUGUUGAUCCGACGAAGUACUACACGUUAUAUUUAAGGUCCCGGUUGAAUCAUAUGUAUGCGCAGAAGUGUUACUGGAGUGAAUGGGGACCCAUGCUUAUUUGGGAGCAAAAGACUGCAGCAGACUCACCAAGGUUUCAUUCCUUUAUUCUGGUUUUAAUACUGGCAGCACUUCUGGCCAUGCUUGUAGCUGGAUGCGUGGUGUAUAAAAUAAAGAGAAUAAAUACUCAUAUGUUACCAGGAAUACCAGACCCGAAGCAUUUAUUUGUGGAACUCUUUGAGGAUUACAAUGGAAACUUCCAGGAAUGGAUUGGUGUAUCUAAGUAUCUCAUCGUGGACUCGCAAUCAGAGUGUAUUCCAAUGGAAUGUCAAAUUGAAGAGGAAUCAGUGAGGCUGAAAUUAGAGCAAGAGGAUUCUCAACAGCUUCCAUUAGACAAGCCUGGGAGGCCUGAUUCAGUCUCUGAGAGCAUUAAUGAGAAGAAGGAAAAGUCUGUUAAUGAUGCAGCAAAUUCACAAUUACUGGUUCCAGAGAAUGCAAUGAUCGAUAUGUCCAAGGUGAUCAUGGAUGAAAAUAUGUAUGUAAGACUAUGAAUGACAAGUUCAAACCUGCAGUUCUUCAGCUGUGAAGAUACACAAUACAUGUUAAAGGGAAAACAAAAAUCUGAACAACAAUCCCUGAACUGUGUACUGAUGGCACACUGGUAAAGAUUAUGCUUGAAUAAAUGUUUACAGACUAAUAGCCUCAUACCUCAAGAGAACAGCCGAUUCUCCAUUGCAGAUCACUUGAUUAUCCCCUUGCUCAAUCACUGCUUAAACUGUGUCAGUAAUUAAAUCGAUGUGUUGGAAAUUGAAGUGGAGAAAAAAUACUAUUGUCCAUCAUAUAAAAUUGUCUGUUGAUUCAGAUGUUAAUAAUUGUAUUAAAUAAAUGCAAAUGUAUAUAAGCUCAGUCACUCGAUAAAUGAAAUCUCAGCUCAAUCUAAUGGA